Diversispora eburnea is the source of this 3555-nucleotide messenger RNA. Lineage: Eukaryota; Fungi; Glomeromycota; Glomeromycetes; Diversisporales; Diversisporaceae. The record is from the annotation of a GenBank genome assembly.
AUGAAAAGAUUUUUAAAUGAAAAUAAUUCUUCACCAAAAAAAAAACAAAAAAAGAUUGAGGCUUUACAAGAGUUAAUAAAUGCUAGACCCGAUCUUAAAGGCAAAGAAAUUUAUUUUUUUCCAACUUUAGACAAUGGAUUGCAUAAUUAUGAAGUUCGUGUAUUUAAUAAAGUGGUACAAGAUAUUUAUCUACCUUUUCCAAUUGAAACAAUAAAAAGAACACUUAAUGACAUUAUCAAUAUUAUCCGUUAUGUUUUUUCUGCUGAAAUAUGUCAUGGGCAAAGCUUUGAAGAUGUAGUGCAAAUUUGUGGUACUCAAUUAGUUCGUAAAGAAAAAGAUCAUACUCCAUUUGCUUUUAUGGAAAAGAAUGGACAAAUAUAUAGACAUUUAGAUUGUAUACUUAUAAAUAAAAAUAUAGAUAUUUCAAAUUUUCAUCCUAUUUUUCAAGAACUAAUUCAUAUUCAAUCUGAAAAAUCAAAAGGAACAAGAUAUCACCCAAUGUUUUUAAGAUGGGCUAUAUCUGUUUAUAAUCGAUCUGGACAUGCAGCAUAUAACACAAUGAAGGUUAUUAUGCGUUUACCAUCAAUUUCUACACUUAAAAUCAAUGAGAAAAAUUGUUAUGUGGGUUAUUUAGAUUUUGAGAAUGAAAUGCAUGAGUAUCAUACUUUUGCAUUAAAUUGUCAACAAGAAAUUGAAUCAAUAUCUAAAAAUAAUAAUUCAGUAUUUAAUGAACAAAAACAAUGCAUAGAAAUUAGAACUAUUGGAUCAGUUUGUGAUGGUGCUGGUGAAAAUAGAACACAUAUUAAAAGUUGGGAUUGGAUUGCAUCUAAUAAUCUUGAAAGAACAAAAUUUACAGUAAUAUUAACAAAUAGUUUUGAAUAUAUUACUGUUGAUAGAGCAUUUAUUCAUACACCUAUGUUUCCAGAAUUUCAAAUAUAUCACAAAACAAUAAAUCCGAUUACAGGAGAUGAUUGUAUUUUAUUUCUGAUCCUACACAUGUUUUCAAAAAGUCAUACUGGUGAAAAAAAUUCUCGAGAAAUAAUGUUUGAAAAUAAAGAAAUCAGUUGGAAACAUAUUAAAGGAGUUUAUGAACAUACAAAACAAACAUUAUCAAAAGAAGUUGAAGAUGCUUUAGAAUCCAUUGAUGAACUUAAUUAUAUAUCAGAUAAAACUCAAGAUUUUAUUAAAUAUUCACGAAAGUAUAGACAGAUUAUGCAUAGUAAACUCAUUUUCCGCUCUUUAGAUGAUCCAAGUUUUACUACUUUAAAAGAAAUUCGUGACUUGUUUGUUUAUGGAACAAUUCGUGAAUUAGGUGGAGAUUCAUCAACACAGACACUUAAAUCUUAUGGGCAUGCAGUAAAUAAAUAUCAAGUAACAGCAUUGGUAUCAUCAGAAAUUAAAAGUAUUAAUUAUAGGAAAGUAGAAAAUAUUGGAACAGGAAUUACUACUUUAAAAAGAAGUUUUCAUCUUGAAGUUUAUUUAAAUAAUUAUCGAUGUUCGGGAGUUUGGUGUCAGGAUUUUCUUGAAGCAACUCACUUAAAUGGUUCUUCGACUCAAAGACUUGUUGCAUUUUUACUUUUCCAAAAUGUAAUCAAACUUACAUUCAAUGAAAAUACGAAACAAAAUACAUAUCUUACUGUGGAUCCUUAUUUAAUAUCCGGAGAUAAUAUUAAUUUAGAACCAACUGAAGUAUCAAAAUUUGUUUAUAUUGUUGGGUGGAUUAUUUAUAAACUAAUCAAAAGUAAUACAAUGAAAUCACAUCCUAAAUUCGAAGCAAUGAGUGCUCAUCUUAAAGUUUUAAGCUCGGAACAAAUUGUAUAUGAACGGGAUGUACGAAUUCAAACAACAAAUAUAAUACCCGUCUUGGUAUUCUCGCUAUUAGUGGUUAUCAUUACUUUAUUAGAAAAUGAUGUUGUCAUAGCUUUUCCUACAAAUGUAAAAAUUCUUGGGUUCGAUUUGACUGUUCAUGCAACGGUUUCAGAUCAAGCAGCUCCGAAUGCAUUUGAAAUUAAAGGUACAUCUGGAAUAGCGGCUAUGCACAUUGCUGUUACUGAGCCCAAUAAAAUUAUUAUUAUCGAUAAAGUGCAAAGUAAUCCUCUUAAAUAUUCCGAUGGUCGAAGGGUAGUUUCAUUGGAAUAUGAUAUUACUGAUGAUUCAAAAAGAUUAUUACCAUUAAACACCAACACUUUUUGCAGUGCCGGUAGCAUUAUGGGAAAUGGUAGUUUACUCAAUCUCGGUGGUGCUGAAAAAAAGGGCAAUGCUUAUGCUGAAGGAUUCGAAAGUACACGCGUCUUUAACCCAUGUUCAAACAAAAAAUGUCAAUGGUACGAAAAUCCAAAAGGAUUAGAUACACAUAGAUGGUAUCCAACUGUCAUCACUUUAUUUAUUAUUGGUGGUUCAAUUCAAGCUACGCGAGUCAAUGAUGGAAAAAUUAACAGUCCUACUUAUGAAUUUUUCCCCAAAACCAACCCAAAUGAUAAAGCUAUUCCUUUACAAUUCUUAAUUGAUACUCUCCCUUACAACCUUUAUCCCAUAGUUCAUUUAAUGCCUGGUCCAGCUGAACAAAGUCAUCUCUUCAUCUUCGCUAAUAAAGAUAGUAUGAUUUGGGAUUGGAAAGCUAAUAAAGUCGUGAAAAAACUUCCUACAAUUCCUGGAAGUCCUCGAUCUUAUCCAUUAACUGGCACGUCAGUAAUGUUACCUUUAAGUCCUGAUAAUAAUUACAAACCAGAAGUUCUUAUUUGUGGUGGUAAUAGUAAAGAUGAUGUAACAAGUCCAGCUGAAAAUUCUUGCGGAAGAAUUGAUUUGUCAAAUUUGGACACUGCAAAAUGGGAAAUGGAUGAUUUCGGUGGAAUUGGUAGAGUAAUGCCUGAUGCUGUUAUUUUGGCCGAUGGUAAAACUUUAUUCGUGAAUGGUGCAGGAACAGGAAUUGCCGGUUAUACUCGUGAGAGAAAUAAAGUAUCAAUACCACAAGCAACAAAUGCAGUCCUCACUUCACUUAUAUACGAUUUUCGAAAACCUCUUGGAAGUAGAUUCUCAAAAAGUUCCGCUUCUACUAUUCCAAGAUAUUAUCAUUCUGUAGCUACUCUUAUUCCCGAUGGUCGUGUAUUUAUAUCUGGAGGUAGUCCAAAUGAAAAUGUUGUAACUUCAGGAGAAUUUAAGACUCAAUUUCAAAUUGAAUAUUAUUCGCCUAGUUAUGUACUACAAACUACACAUCCUCGAGGCACUAUAACAAGUGUAGCCGGAGUAAAAGAAGUCAAUCAAAGCCCUAUACCUGUAAAAUAUAAUUCUGAUGUAGCAGUGACCGUACAACUUACAGGUGAUAGUUCAGUAUUCACCGCAGCAUUAAUUCAUUAUGGAUUCGUCACACAUUCAGUUCACAUGUCACAAAGAUAUGUUAUUUGUAGUGUGAAAAAUGUUAAAGCUGCAAAUGGUGUAUUUACUAUGGAUGUGACAAUGCCUCCCAAUCAUAAUAUUAUCGCUCCAGGUCCUUCUUGGUUAUAUAUUAAUAAUCACGGUGUACCUGCUAAAACUGCCGUCCAUGUUAUGAUUUCUUAA